Closterium sp. Naga37s-1 is the source of this 873-nucleotide messenger RNA. Lineage: Eukaryota; Viridiplantae; Streptophyta; Zygnematophyceae; Desmidiales; Closteriaceae. The record is from the annotation of a GenBank genome assembly.
AUGCUUCCCCCCACCGUCUCCCAUGCUUCCCCCCACCGUCUCCCAUGCUUCCCCCCACCGUCUCCCAUGCUUCCCCCCACCGUCUCCCAUGCUUCCCCCCACCGUCUCCCAUGCUUCCCCCCACCGUCUCCCAUGCUUCCCCCCACCGUCUCCCAUGCUUCCCCCCACCGUCUCCCAUGCUUCCCCCCACCCUCGCCCACGCUUCACCCCACCCUCGCCCAGGGUUCCCCCCACCGUCUCCCAUGCUUCCCCCCACCGUCUCCCAUGCUUCCCCCCACCGUCUCCCAUGCUUCCCCCCACCGUCUCCCACGCUUCCCCCCACCGUCGCCCACGUUUCCCCCCACCCUCGCCCACGCUUCCCCCCACCAUCGCCCACGUUUCCCCCCACCCUCUCAUCCGCCCUUCAUCUCAUCCUCCCGUCCUCACAUCCUCGUUUCCUCUCAUCCUCCCGUCCUCUCAUCCUCCUUUCCUCUCAUCCUCCUUUCCUCUCAUCCUCCCUUCCUCUCAUCCUCCCUUCGUCUCAUCUUCCUUUCGUCUCACCCACCCUUCCUAUCACCCACUCUUCCUCUCAUCCCCCCAUCCGCCCCACCGUCGCCCACGCUUCCCCCCACCCUCGCCCACGCUUCCCCUAGACGGGACAGGGGAGUGGGGGAGGCGGGGCAGGGGGGGCAGGGGAGGCGGGGGGUACCGUCCGCCCUUCCACUCUCCAUUCAGCCCUUUCUCCAAGCCUCUCUCCACCCUACCACUCUCCCACCCACUCUGUCUUUCAUCCUCCUGCCCCUCCACCCUGCCGCCCUUUUUUUCAAGCUGCCACUUUCCGAUCUUCCUGUCGGCCGCCUUUUCUGUCCGACCCACUUGCUACACCCUACUUGA